This is a messenger RNA of Rodentolepis nana, 420 nucleotides long. The record is from the annotation of a GenBank genome assembly. Lineage: Eukaryota; Metazoa; Platyhelminthes; Cestoda; Cyclophyllidea; Hymenolepididae.
AUGUUGAAUGAACCGGUUAUCCACUUUUUCGUCAUAAUUUUAGCUCCUUUGAACAAUUCCAAUACCAAUAUGGGCACUAAUCUUCCAACUAAUCGUUACCUUUCAAAUGAAGUUAUAGAGAACAUCACAGAAUUGGGUAAAGAAGCCUCAAAUGAAGAUAAACUUCUCUUUUGUGAUGUUUGCAAAAAAACCUUUAGAUGGAUGAGCCAUUUGGACGCUCACAAACGCAGACAUAGUUGCAUAAAAUCAUUUGAAUGUGAAGCUUGUGGAAAGCAAUUUAUCUCAAAAUAUGAACUGACUGUACAUAUGCGUUCCCAUACGGGAGAAAAACCAUACAAAUGUAGUGAAUGUAAAAAAGGAUUUGCAGAUAAAUCAAAUUUGAAUAGACACGUCCGUGUUCAUACAGGUGAAAGACCAUAC